Messenger RNA from Neopelma chrysocephalum (saffron-crested tyrant-manakin), 556 nucleotides. RefSeq names its product cellular retinoic acid binding protein 2 (gene CRABP2). Lineage: Eukaryota; Metazoa; Chordata; Aves; Passeriformes; Pipridae. The transcript has 4 exons. The coding region runs from base 76 to 492 and encodes 138 amino acids. The record is from RefSeq and is a predicted model, not a curated record. Gene Ontology annotation, molecular function: fatty acid binding. Gene Ontology annotation, biological process: fatty acid transport. Gene Ontology annotation, cellular component: nucleus; cytosol.
CAGUCCCCCCUCGAUCCCCCCUCGGUCCCCUCCCUGUGACUCCCCUCCCGGUGCCCCCCACCCCCGGCAGCCGCGAUGCCCAACUUCUCUGGGAACUGGAAGAUGAAGAGCUCGGAAAACUUCGAGGAGCUGCUGAAGGCGCUGGGCGUGAACAUGAUGCUGCGGAAGAUCGCGGUGGCGGCGGCGGCGAAGCCGGCGGUGGAGAUCCGGCAGGACGGGGAGAGCUUCUACAUCCGCACCUCGACCCCCGUGCGCACCACCGAGAUCCGCUUCAGGGUGGGCGAGGAGUUCGAGGAGCAGACGGUGGACGGGCGGCCCUGCAAGAGCUUGGCCAGGUGGGAGAGCGAGAACAAGAUGGUUUGUGAGCAGCGGCUGCUCAAGGGCGACGGGCCCAAGACGGGCUGGUCCCGGGAGAUGACCAACGACGGGGAGCUCAUCCUGACCAUGACGGCCGAUGACGUUGUCUGCACCAGGGUCUACGUCCGGGAGUGACCCCCCCCCGCUCCGCUGCCCCCCCCCCCCCCCCCCACCCAGCCCCUCUGACCCACCCCGCGUC